CUCAAAGUGAAUCCAGAAAGGCUCCACAUCUAUCCGAUCCAUAUGCCUGAUCUCGGUGUCUAUGGUGCACAGAGAUGCCACUGCUCAUGUAGAGGUGUUUUGACUACAACUGUACCAAAGUACGGGAGAUGGAAGUACCACAAAGAAAGGUUUUUAGUAACGGUAGGACCAAGCACAAUCUCCAUUUACAUGUAUGUUCUCUCUAGGCUGAAUACAUGUAUUCAUUGUUUACGUUAGAAGACAGCAAAGAGAGACACACACAAUGUUACUUUCGAGUUGCAUAUAAAACAUUUAAAGAUUUAAUUACUAUCAAAAGUUGACUUUGGCCAAAAUAUUUCCUUAUGAGAUGGGAUCUGAUAGGCAUUCUUCAAGGACUCUUAGUUAAAUACACUAACAUCCAUAACAACAUGUAAAAUAGACAUUGUUACUCCGUCAACUUUAAAGUAUUUCUAUGAGUUAUGAACUUCUGUGCUGUAAAAGCAUCAGAGCACAUACUGGACAAAUGACAAACGAAGCUGUACACAACAAACAGCUACUGACCUAUUACUUUUUAACCAAGUUUUAUUCUCAUGUCUUCAGUAUUUUUAUGACUUAAUUUAACUGACACCAUGGACAGCAAUAUUGAUAUGGCUUAUCCUGUUGAUAUAAAGUGAAAUUACUGAUAUUGAAGCAAACUGUUAUCCCCCCGCGCUAACCAGUAAAUUGAAGUACAUCCCCACCAAUGUUACAGAGUACAACUUCAAAUAAAUAAAUAAAAAAGGCUUUUGACAAUAGAUUGACAUUCAAAAUGUGAAAAUAAUCACCUUUUAUUCCUCAGUAUUUUGCGCUAAUGCAGAUCAUGAUAACUAACUAAAAGCAUGAAAUUAUAGCAUUGUCUAUUGUUAUGACAUGCUGUGUCAGUGAUGGUAAAUGUUAAUAAUGGAACCUUAAAAUGAGCUACAGAGCUACUAACCCUAACCCAUCAUAUCAGACAGAGGAGUAAAGUCAAAGCAUAUUUGAGUCUUUUUAUGGAACUGAUUGAUAAUAAAGCAGGGUUCCAGUUUUAGUCACUAAGCAUCAUAUUCCAUUGAACUCACUGUCAAGUCCUGCCACAUUUGUGUGUACCAGAUUGUAACAGCUCAACUCUCUAUCAACAUCUCAAAAUGAUGCCUGGAUAAAGGUCAUCAUACAGAAAGUCACACCCUUCCUGUCGGCACAUGAAACUGGUUACAUCACCUUGGGAGUCUUGCGUGAAUUGCCCCGAGACUGUUCAGUGGAUCUGAAAGUAAAAUUAACUUAGUAUUUGUAUUAUAAAACACUAUGGCCUAACACACCUUGAUAUAGUCUCUCCUGCGAGACCUAAAGCAGCUGGACUACAGACAAGUGAAGGAGAGACAUCUUCUACUAAUUUUGCAGAUUAAUGGAAAAAUACAAUACAUUCAAAAAGCGAUCUCAUUUGCAUAUCUGCAGAAAAAGACCAGAUAUUGAAUCAGAUAAAGCAAUGCACAAUAGGCUACAUAAAAAUACCUCAGAAUAGAGGCGCUCAGAACAAUAACAAGCUGUUAAACACUCUACAUAACAACUACAUAUCAAUCUCAGGGAAUAAGUCACAAAUAGCGGUGGUUACCCUCAAAUCGGAUGGGAGCAGGGGCAUAUGCCCCCAAACAGCUGUGACAACUGUCAGCUGCCUCAAAUCGCUGCAACUGCCUUUGAAAAUCUACGAGCUGCCGCUGCCACGAUUUGAGCUUCCUGUCUCUCCGGGAAUGUGGACUAGCGACAGUGGACUUUUUCAAACAAAAUUGUAUUAACCAAUGAUGCAGGAAAGGUCACAUAAACGGUUACCAGAAACAGCCAGGAACUCGGAUACUUAUUUUUAUUAUAUGUAAUAUGUAAACAUUAUUAUAAUAUGAUAUAUAAAAUUAUUUCUUUAGGGUAAGGGUCCUAUACAUUAGCAAUUUAACUUGCAAUGGAGUAUUUUUACUUUACAGUCUUGGUACUUUUACCUAUUAUUGAGUAUUUCUACUUCACUGUCUUAGUACUUUUACUAAUAAUAGAAUAUGACUUUACUGUCUCUGUACUUUUACUUCAGUGAAGGAUCCGAAUUCUUCUUCCACCACUGGGCAAGUUUAUUUGGUUGAUUACACUUUAGUACUUGUUUAACAAGUACUUGUAACAGAGUAUUUCAACUGUGUAGUAUUGGUACGUUCGUUUCCUCUUCGUCCUCUAAUCCAGCAGGGGUCGCUUCUGGCUCGGAGUUCGGAGUUCGGAGUCUGUGUUUUCCUCCCGCUGGCUCCCUUAUUUCGCUCCGAGACACAAAGUGCUUAUAAAAGAAGAAACAUGUCCGCCGUGCAGCUGCUGCGGGUGUCGGUACAUGAGCGGAUCAGCGCUGCCGCUGAAGACUUUCUGCUGCAGGUGGAGAAAGGAGGAGGAAAGGAUCAAGUCCCUUCGCUGAUAGCGAUGCUCACCGAGCGGCUAAUGGCGGCAGCAGAGGAGAUCCUCGCGGUGCUUGAGGAAACCGUGGCAAAGUACGAAGACAGAGUGGAGCAAUCCGAGCGUUCAGAGCUGGAGAUCUGCCGCCAGAGGAGGCUGCUCGAUGCCGUGAUGAAGCCCGUAGUCCGGCUGCACAGAGCAGACUUCCUGCAACUGGUGGUGAUUAAAGAAGAGGAUCCCACUGAGCAGCAGCAGUGGGGCCCCCUUGUGGACCAGGAAGACCAAGAGCCCCCCCACAUUAAAGAGGAGGAACCGUGGACUAAUCAGGAUGGACAGCAGCUUCAAAGACUGGAGGAUUCUGAUAUCAAGUUCACAUGGACUCCUGUCGCUGUGAAGAGUGAAGAAGAUGAAGAGAAACAUAAAUUGUCAAAUCUUCAUCCGCGUGAGAUGAAGGAGAACAGAGCGGACUGUGGAGGACCAGAACCGGCCAGGAACUCAGGUCCUGAUGGAUGCUUACAAACAGGUCCUGAAGACAAGACUGAAGACUCUUCUGAGACUGAAGUCAGUGAGGAUGAUUGGAUGGAGACCAGGGAACCUCAAUCUGGUUUAAAUACAAGAAAUAACAAACACCCUCUAAUUGAUAUGGGAUGUAAGACAGAAAAAAAAAAGUUUAGUUGCCCUGAGUAUGGUGAAAGAUUUACCCAAAGGGGCAGUCUAAAUAUACAUAUGAGGAGUCAUACAGGAGAGAAUCUAGUGAGUUGCUCUGAGUGUGGAAAACGAUUUAGCAGAAAGUCUGAUUUAAGGAGACAUAUGAGCAGUCAUACGGGAGAGAAACCGUUUAGUUGCUCUGAGUGUGGUCAAAGAUUUACCCAAAGGGGCAGUCUAAAUACACAUAUAAGGAGUCAUACGGGAGAGAAACCGUUUAGUUGCUUUGAGUGUGGUAAAAGAUUUACCCAAAGGGGCAAUCUAAAUAUACAUAUGAGGAGUCAUACGGGAGACAAACCGUUUAGUUGCUCGAAGUGUGGUGAACAAUUUACUAAAAGGGAAGAUCUAAAUAUACAUAUGGUGAGUCAUACGGGAGAGAAACGCUUUAGUUGCUCCGAGUGUGAUAAAACAUUUAGUCGAAAUUACCAACUGAAAUUCCAUAUGAGCAUUCAUACCGGAGAGAAUCAAGUUAGUUGCUCUGAGUGUGGUAAAAGAUUUAGCAGAAAGUCUGAUUUAACGAGACAUAUGAUGAGUCAUACCGGAGAGAAACGCUUUAGUUGCUCUGAGUGUGGUAAAAGAUUUAGUCGAAAUUACCAACUGAAAUUACAUAUGAGCAUCCAUACCGGAGAGAAUCUAGUUGGUUGCUCUGAGUGUGGUAACCGAUUCAGCAGAAACUCAGAUUUAACGAAACAUAUGAGGAGUCACAGAGCUUACACAGUCACAGAGUUAGUUGGUUUAGUAUUGGUACGUUUGUUUCCUCUUCGUACUCUAGUCCAGCAGGGGUCGCUUCUGGCUCGGAGCUCGGAGUUCGGAGUCUUUGUUUUCCUCCCGCUGGCUCCCUCUGUUCACUCCGAGACACAAAGUGCUUAUAAAAGAAGGAACAUGUCCGCCGUGCAGUUGCUGCGGGUGUCGGUACAUGAGCGGAUCAGCGCUGCCGCUGAAGACUUUAUGCUGCAGGUGGAGAAAGGAGGAGGAAAGGAUCAAGUCCCGUCGCUGAUAGCGAUGCUGACCGAGCGGCUAAUGGCGGCGGCUGAGGAGAUCCUCGCGGUGCUUGAGGAAACCGUGGCAGAGUACGAAGACAGAGUGGAGCAGUCCGAGCGUUCAGAGCUGGAGAUCUGCCGCCAGAGGAGGCUGCUCGAUGCCGCGAUGAAGCCCGUAGUCCGGCUGCACAGAGCAGACUUCCUGCAACUGGUGGUGAUUAAAGAAGAGGAUCCCCCUGAGCAGAAGCAGUGGGGCCCCCUUGUGGACCAGGAAGACCAAGAGCCCCCCCACAUUAAAGAGGAGGAACCGUGGACUAAUCAGGAUGGACAGCAGCUUCAAAUACUGGAGGAUUCUGAUAUCAAGUUCACAUUGUCUCCUGUCGCUGUGAAGAGUGAAGAAGAUGAAGAGAAACAUAAAUCGUCAAAUAUUCAUCCGAGUGAGAUGAAGGAGAACAGAGCGGACUGUGGAGGACCAGAACCAGCCAGGAACUCCGGUACUGAUGGACGCUUACAACCAGGUCCUGAAGACAAGACUGAAGACUCUUCUGAGACUGAAGUCAGUGAGGAUGAUUGGAUGGAGACCAGGGAACCUCAAUCUGGUUUAAAUACAAGAAAUAACAAACACCCUCUAAUUGAUAUGGGAUGUAAGACAGAAAAAAAAAAGUUUAGUUGCCCUGACUGUGGUGAAAGAUUUACCCAAAGGGGCAGUCUAAAUAUACAUAUGAGGAGUCAUACAGGAAAGAAACCCUUUAGUUGCUCCGAGUGUGGUAAUAGAUUUACCAAAAGGGGCAACCUAAAUACACAUAUGAGGAGUCAUACGGGAGAGAAACCGUUUAGUUGCUCUGAGUGUGGUCAAAGAUUUACCCAAAGAAGCAGUCUAAAUACACAUAUGAGGAGUCACACGGGAGAAAAACCGUUUAGUUGCUCUGAGUGUUGUAAAAGAUUUACCCAAAGGGCCAGUCUAAAUAUACAUAUGAGGAGUCAUACAGGAGAGAAACCGUUUAGUUGCUCUGAGUGUGGUAAAAGAUUUACCAAAAGGGGCAGUCUAAAUACACAUACGAGGAGUCAUACAGGAGAGAAACGCUUUAGUUGCUCCGAGUGUGAUAAAACAUUUAGUCAAAAUUACCAACUGAAAUUCCAUAUGAACAUCCAUACCGGAGAGAAUCAAGUUAGUUGCUCUGAGUGUGGUAAAAGAUUUAGCAGAAAGUCUGAUUUAACGAGACAUAUGAUGAGUCAUACGGGAGAGAAACCCUUUAGUUGCUCUGAGUGUGGUAAAAGAUUUUUUCGAAAUUACCAACUGAAAUUACAUAUGAGCAUCCAUACCGGAGAGAAUCUAGUUAGUUGCUCUGAGUGUGGUAAACGAUUCAGCAGAAACUCAGAUUUAACGAAACAUAUGUGGAGUCACAGAGCUUACACAGUCACAGAGUUAGUUGGUUUAGGCUAGGCUAUAUCGCGGAAAUGUUACGGGCACUGAGCAACGACAUGGUUCAAGCAUUCGAUUUAGACAGCGUCUCUCCUCAGGACAUGAAAACAUUCUGUAACGUUUUAGCUAGACCUCAGAUAAUAUGAACGUGUUCACCAUUCAAAUGAGUUAUUUCUCAUUAAGUUGCAUUCAGUUCAUCGUUCUCAUAAAAAUGAAUGUGUUCAAUGAACGCGUUCUUAGGGUGCAUCAAAUUGCAAUGCAAAAUUAAAUCUCAACAUAUCAAACCGUCUGGGGUUGCAUUUUGUUUGAACACACACAAAAAUUGCUUUUGCUAAGUUUUGAGGAAAUUCAUUGAGAUUUAGAGGUGUAACACAAUGUGAAAAAUAUGAAACUGGGCCGUUUUGUGUGUUCUCCUAGUAAAGUGUAAUCAAUUAAAUAAACUUAACCAGUGGUGGAAUAAGAAUUCAGAUCAUUCACUGAAGUAAAAGUACAGAGACAGUAAAAUCAUUUUUUUUUAUAAGUAAAAUUACGAAGACCGUGAAGAAAGAAAUACCCAAUAAUAAAUUCAUAGUUAACUGUUUCAAAUCGAGAAUUAAUAAACCCUCCUUUGUCUUUUUUCAUCAGUUUUAACAAUGUCAUUUCUCUAAAAAAUAUAACUCAUUGAAUAACACAAAAGAAUUGUGUUGAUAUUUCUUGUUUCGACUGAUUUGAUUUAUGCCUCAUAUAUAUACAUUUUUGUUUUCAUAAUGUCUUUGUGUCUUUUUAUGGUUGAAAUGUUUUCCUUGCACAGUAUGUAUAUGUAUGUUCUUGACUAGUUCUAGUCCUGACGAGAACCAAGAAAAGAGAGCACAUUUCUCCAGUAUUAGCAUCGCUACACUGGCUUCCGUUUAAAUCUAGAAUAGAAUUUAAAAUUCUCCUCCUCACCUUCAAGGCCCUUAAUAAUAUGGCGCCAUUUUACCUUAAAGAGCUGUUAGUACCCUAUCAACCCACUAGAGAACUCCGCUCCCAGUCUUUUUUGAUAAGUUUUAACAUUUUCAUGUCCCUAGAAAAUAUAACUCAUUGACUAACACAAAAGAAUUGUGUUGAUUUUUCUUGUUUCUCCUGAUUUGAUUUUUGUCUCAUAUAUAUAUAUAUAUAUAUAUAUAUAUAUAUAUAUAUAUCAUAAUGUUUUCAUGUCUUUUUAUGGUUGAAAUGUUUUCCUUGCACAGUAUGUAUAUGCAUGUUCUUGACUAGUUCAUAUGAUUAAAUAUGUUUGUUUUGAAUGAC
This is a messenger RNA of Pleuronectes platessa (European plaice), 6783 nucleotides long. Its product is annotated as zinc finger protein 271-like. Bases 2317 to 5538 code for a protein of 1073 amino acids. Lineage: Eukaryota; Metazoa; Chordata; Actinopteri; Pleuronectiformes; Pleuronectidae. The record is from RefSeq and is a predicted model, not a curated record. The transcript has 4 exons.